AUGAAGUUUUCAAUAUCACAAAUACAAUUAAAUAUGCUCAUUGGGUUAGUAUGGAUAGCAGUGAUAUUCAUAAAUAUACCACAUAUAACUGCGCAAAAAACAGAAACAUCCCCAAAUAAUAAUAGUUCAGACAAAUGCAUACCUUGCAAUAAGAUUGAGAUAAAAUGCCCUACAUGUCCUGAAGGUGAAAAAUGUAUCCUGACCUUACGGUCAUGUUCUGAAUGUCAAAAGGCAAAAUGUGUCAAAUUAUCAUCAAACGAAUUACAAGUUAAUGAUAACAACAAUGAAGACAAAAAUGGCAAUAAAACUUUAUUACCAGCUGUUAUUGGUGGUAUCCUUGGGGUCGGGCUCUUAACUGCAAUAGGUUAUGGUUAUUUUGCAUUGAAACGAAGGACACGAAAUGAUCGAGGUGUUAAAUUAGAUAAUAACGAAGAGAUGAUUUCAAUAGACGGAGAAAAUGUUAUUCCAAUUGCAUAUAUACCAUCAACCAAUCCAUCAACACCAACCACUCCUAAACCGAAACCAACUUUUCCAAGAUUACGAGCGUCACAUGUUAGUUGUGGAACUUCCCCUCUAGCUAGCCCUAUACCUUUUAACCUUAAUGAUGAAUCAUUAAUUGAUGUUACAGAGGAUGAUGAUUUGGUUUCAGAUGUUGGUACAAUUUUGCAAGCGACAAAAACAGCGCCCACAGCUACUCUAAUGACGGCAACGCGGGCUAAACCGGCACUUGUUCGACUUAAUACUGUAAGAUUACCAAAUACUGAUACGAGUUCAGCACAAACUGCGCGACAUGGAAAUAGCAUUCCUAAUACGCCAAAAUCUCCCAUGAAUGAUAAUACUUACUUAAGUGCACCGUCAUUAUCAUCUGUACCAAGCAGUCCAACUUCAAAUUUUUCAAGAUAUGAUUCUGAAACUGAACAGAUAAUGCCUUGUAUAGAUAUCGAAAGAGCAUCAGCAGAAUCAACUCGUGAUGCAAGUCAGAGAUCAACAUCACAACAUCUUAAUUCACGACAUUCAUUCGGGCUAUUUGGUAGCAGUGAGGUGUAUAGUAACGACUCGUCUCCACCUCAGUUACAGCGAGAGAGUAUAUUGAGUUCUACUAGUUCUAAUGGUAGAAGUACAUUGUUUUCAGAUGAUGGAGAUGGUGAAAUCACAAUCUUUUGGGGAGGAAAUGAGCCUCCUUUUGUAAUUGCAACAGGAGAAGGAGGUCAAAUUCAAGUUCAAGAACCUAAAGAUCACGUAGAUUCAACCGAUAAAUAUCAAAAUGAGGAAACAAUAACAAAGGAAACAAUAUAA
Messenger RNA from Funneliformis mosseae, 1296 nucleotides. NCBI's taxonomy places the organism in Eukaryota, Fungi, Glomeromycota, Glomeromycetes, Glomerales, Glomeraceae. The record is from the annotation of a GenBank genome assembly.